Molecule: messenger RNA, 4715 nt
Organism: Ectocarpus siliculosus
Lineage: Eukaryota; Phaeophyceae; Ectocarpales; Ectocarpaceae
Source: the annotation of a GenBank genome assembly
AUGAAUAUGACGAUCUUCGAUGAUGAUCGGUGGCUGCACCUGAUGUCCGUCGGCCGGAUGCAGCAGCUCCUCCCCAUCAUCGACCGAAUCCAGGCGGCGAUGGUAGCCUCGACCUUCAACAGCAGUGCCGACAACGAGAGGGCUCGGCAUCAUUUCGCGACGCAUACUCUACCGUGUGCGGUCACGGCGGUGAUGGGAAGGUCUGACCUGGAGAAGGACAACCCCGCACAAGUGUUCCUGAUGCACUGCAUCCAGUUCUUCCUCGCCACCCUCGAAAUGGAUAACGAGGCUCUUCUGGAGGCCCUCCGGCCCGUCCUCCUCUUCCGCCCGCAGGCUACGCAGAACCACCGCCUUCGACCGCGGACGAAUGGCCCGUAUGACUUCUACGUCAACAACAUGCAGAGUGCGGGCGCCGGGGGGACACUGUUCGAGAUCCAGGGGGCCCCGUCUCUGUACCGGGAAUACUACAGGCAGAGGCGGAGGCAGCUUGCGGCGGCGAGGGCUCUCGAGGAGCAGGAGGCACGCGGCGGUAAGCGCGGGGGGGGGGGCAGCGACUGUACUGGCGGGGCCCCCUCCGCCGGCGGCGGCCCGGCCGGAGGGGACGGCUCCCCGCCGCCGCUACGCGAUGACGACGGCAACGCGAUGAUGCACGACGACUCCGAGGAUGAUCUGAUCGGGCCUCGAGCGGCCCCAGCAGUAGCAGCGAGCACGGCAGCGACGGGGGAAAAGGUUGUCGGGGAUAGCUGCAGCUCUUCCUCCGGCUCGGGGGAUGAGGCGGCGGCGGCGGCGGCGGCGAUGCCUGCUGGUGCUUGCGAGCAAGGCAGGAAGAAGCCGGAAGGGAGCGUGGAGCGGGAGGCGGCGUCAGACGAACGCGAUGACACGGCAGUUCGGAGACAGCGGAAUGGCGACGGCGCGCACGUUGAGAAUGCCGCGGCCGGGGCAGAGCAUGAUGGCCGUCGUGCUGCUGCCGCUCCCGCCGCUGCGGUUGGCCACGGGGAUAUGAGCGGCGGGGGGGAGCGUCUCGGCCCUUCGGUGGGGGUGCCAACGGUUGCUAGGCGGGCCCCGCCUCCUGCGAUAGGCACGAGAACGGACGAUUGCACGCCGGCGGCAGCGGUACGCCAGGAGGAUGCAGGACCCGAUCACAGGCGCGAGGUAGUCACGGGCGGGAGGAGCGGGGAGCCCGAAGCUGUAAAUACGGCGCAACCCGCGACGGCGGCGGGCCCAGCAAACCAGGCACCGGAAGGGAACGAUACAGAGGUCACGCUGCGAGAAGGCGAUGAGGGGGGCCAAAGUAGUCCUGCCGCAGCAGCAGCUGCAGCAACUGCUCAGGAGCCCCCGGCCUGUAUGCCGGUGGGCGUUUCGCCUGUUAGACGCAGGGCGGCGCGCAGGUCGGUCGGGGGCAGCAGGGUCGGGGCGUUCGUCCCAGGGGGCGGCCGCGGCGGCGCGGCGGCGCUCUCGGCCGGGUUGCACUGCGACGACGAUAGCGGGGACCCUGACGACGAAGACGACGAUGAAGAAGAUGACGACGAGCUUGACGAUGAGCUGGAGGAUGACUCGGAGGACGAGGGUUACCAGGAGCGGCUCACGAAGGCCCUGCGGGAGUCGGAGCAGGCGGAGGCCAUGAGAACGGUGGCGGCGGCGGCGGCGGCAGCGGCGGCGGCCGCUGGGCCACCGGAGGCUGCGACGGAGGGGGGCGGCGGUGAUGAUGGACUGACGGCUGCUGCUGGUGCUGCUGCAGAGGGUGUUACAGGCGAGCGGAGCUGGGAGAGCAAGAUGAUGCAGCCGCUGCUCGACCUCCAGAAGGUGAAGCAGCUGUUCGAGGACUGCUACGGCGAGACCUGCCCCCACUACCUGUCCAGCCUGAACUGGUUCCUCUGCAUCGGCGGCGUGGAGAAGUUCGAGGCUCGCCUGACGGCGAAACCUCCGCCCAAGGCUACCUUCGUGCGCGGCCUCGUUGAGAUCCUGUGCAUGGUUGCCGAGGUGGUGUCGGACGCAACGGCGCUCAAGAUCCUCAACGCGACCCUGACCAAUGUGCGGGCGUACGUUGCGGGCGUGUCGAGCGACGACCUAAAGCGGUCUCCGGAGAACAGGGCGGCGCUGUUCAGCGCCAUGGACGUCAUCAGCUUCCUGAUAGACCGCAUACCGACGAAGCUGCCGAUCGGCUACAAGAGGGCCGUGAUGAAGACGAGGUACGGCCUGUGCCUCGAGUACCUCAAGGGCCCCACCCUUCAAGUGCGUCUGUCCGGGCUUAUGGAGCUCGGGAAGGCGAUCCACAACAUGCACGCUUCGCACGCCCACCACUACCAGCAACGGCAGCUAAUCCAAAUGGCCCAUCAGAAGGAGAUCGAGGACCGCGCGGCGGCGCGAAAAAAGGCGCUGUCCUCGCCUGACAACAACGCCGACUCGGACCACUCCCGGGAGCGAAUGGCGAAUGAGUUCGAUGACAAGCACUGGGUCGGCCAUGACCUGGCGGACUGGAUGAUUAAUGACGAGCUGAUAGAGCUCUUGUUCAGCGCGGGGUUUCUGCACACGGAGACCCUCAAGCGAUCCGGAGACAUCCCGCGGUAUCUGGCGUGGCUCAACAAGCUGUCGAACGAUCACCUCAAGCUCAUCUGGGACGCGGCGAGGGAGUCCGCGCACGAGUCCAUCCGGCACGCCGUGCUCCAGCUGCUGCAGGGGCUCUUCCCUCACCUGGUCAAGGAGCAGCUGGGCCUGAUCAACUCGUUCGCCCGCCAGCUGCCCAAAUGCGAGUUCGACGUGCGCACCCUCGUCUUAUUGAGGCACCUUGCCACGGCUACCAUGAAGCUGGAGAAGGAAAGAGUCACCGAGCUCGGCACGAAAAAGACCGCGGAGCUUGAGGUGACCGCCCCAACCGACACCGCCGCUGCCGCCGCCGCAAGCGGUUGCGGCGGCGGCGGCGGCGGCGAAGAGAGCGGCUGCGCGCGGAGCGGCGUGAUGAGCGGAAUGGAGGUCCUGUGGGACUGCGUGCAGGAUGACGCGCCUGGAGAUGUCAGAGGAGCGCUGCCGCUUGCCCUCCACGAGGAAGCCUUCUCGUGCCUGCUCAACUCGGUGGGACAGCUGGGGUCCGGAUUGCCUUGCUCGGUAGACCCUCGGGUCUGGCUGCUUGACGAGGUGGUGAAGUGCCUCAAGGAGCGCAAGUCGGUCGUCCAGGCACUGCGGGUGCUGCGAGCCCUUCUUGAAUCCUUCCGGCACUUCGCCAUAAUGGUCGGUCAGGAGUUUGGUCCCGCCAGGCCUGGCCCCGCCGCUGCAGUCGCAGGCGCCGCGCCCGGCGUUAGCCACGAUGCUGCCGGAGGCACCGCCUCGGGAAAUGGGAGAGCAGAGCAGGAAGGGGGGGUUCCGCGAAAGAAAAAAGAUAGAGGGGGGGAGGAGGGUGUUCCGGCAGCAGACGACGACCUGGCUGCUGCUUCUGCUGCUGCUGCCCCUGCUGCUGCUGGGGGGGAGGGGGAGUCCACGUCGCCGCCGCCGCCGUCGGAAAAGUCUAGCAGCCGGAGGGCCAGGAGGCCGCCGACCCUGGUGCCGACGAAGGGGAUCGUGGUGGCGAAGGCGAUGGGGGUCACGGGGCUGGCCCUCGCGGAGCUCAUGCAGUACAAGGCAAGGCAGUGGUAUUUGGUUAGGACGACAACACUCGCUCGUGAAGACAUGGCCGAAGUGUGGUUUUGGCUGGUGAUCAUGGUGGCCGCCGUCGUGGGCAUCUUCGCGCUGAUCGUGCACGUGCACAGCGGCGGCGCGAGGGAGUUCGUCGGGGAGAUGCGGGGUCCCAAAGCGGCAGACCCUGAAGGCGGCGACGAGGACGCGGCUACAGAAGCUGCUGCUGCUUGAUGUUGCUGGAGUGGAAUGCGUUGUGUACCCUCUUUUUCCUUGGGUGGGGGAGAGCGUGGAGCCAACGAACUACGUGCGUGUUGGUGUGGCCACGGCGGGGGACGGCGUGGAGAGAGCACGAAACGUUGUGUCCGGGCUCUGGGCGAUGUGUUCAUAUUAUUCGCCCUGGGGUGUUAAUGCCCCCCCUGCUCGCGCUUUCGCUCACGGCCGGCUAGAAAGGCGGUUGUUGUAUUCUACUUUUCUUAAUUAACGAUUUUUGAUGUUUGCUGCAUUUGCGUCGUGGUUUCGUGCAGUCUAUUGUGCCGGUGGUUGAUGAUGUGAAUGUCUUGUCUGCGUUUUGGUUGCGGCGGCGGCUGUGAUGGAGGCACACCCGUGUGCUUCAACUGCCCCACCCCCCCCCCGUGUCCGCUAUUAGUCUUGCUGUCAAAUUCGUACGGUGCAGCUGCUGUGGGUGUGCCUUCGUGCUAAACCGCCAGAGGAGGUGGCUUUCGUCAAGGUCGUUGGUGAACGGAUAUGUUUAGCGUUUGCUUUUGUGUUUUUCGUCCUCGGCCACACGCACACGCGCGUGUGCGUGUGGUCUAAAUAGAUUUUUUUCGCCGUCCUCCCCCUCGGAUCUGACACCGAUGGAUUUUGUUUGAUUUCUGGUAUAUCCUGUAUACACGCGCAGAGGAGCAAGGACAAUCAAUCUCAUAGAGGGCUGGUGUUUCCUUCUUCUUUUUUUUUUGUGAAGGUGGAUGCGAUCGUUUGUUCUUUCUCGCGUGUUUGAGCUAACGCACGUAAGUGCAUGCAGACAAGCAGUUAUUUUUACACACGCGGUGGUGGUUAAGUGGUUCAAGAGCGCACGGAGGGGCAGGGGCACGCACACGCUCGCGCAC